Messenger RNA from Rosa rugosa (rugosa rose), 899 nucleotides. RefSeq lists its product as uncharacterized. Lineage: Eukaryota; Viridiplantae; Streptophyta; Magnoliopsida; Rosales; Rosaceae. Gene Ontology annotation, molecular function: mRNA binding; protein binding. The record is from RefSeq and is a predicted model, not a curated record. The transcript is spliced from 5 exons. Bases 70 to 744 code for a protein of 224 amino acids.
GAUAAUUGAUAUUGUGUGUGUUCAGGUCAAUCAGGUGCGGUGCGGCAGUCCCCCUAAGCGAGAGCAGAAAUGGAAAUAACAGCCCACUCCCUUUCCCAUUUCUCUGCAUCUCCUCGCUUGUUUCGUUCCAAAGCCUCCGCCUCUUCUCUUGUUGCUUCUACUACUGCACUACCAUUUCAGUGCUCCAACAACAUUCUUACACGACAGCCCCAAGUCCAAGCCGUCAGGAUCAAACCGAAGCAGCAACGAACCGUAGGCGUUGGCCCCAUAUGUGCCUCUAACACACAAACUCCUCCUACAGAUGUUUCCGAAAGAUGGCUUCUGGAGCCUGUGGGUGAUGGAGAUACAAGGCAUAUUGGUUUCAAGGUUCAAAUGCCGAAUGCAUUUGAAAUUGCUUCUAAUGUGAUGACUGUUGGCCGCCUUCCUGAGAAAGCUGAUUUAGUGAUUCCAGUUGCAACAGUAUCUGGUUUGCAUGCUCGCAUUCGAAAGAAAGAUGGGAACCUCUUGGUAACAGAUUUGGACAGCACCAAUGGGACAUUCAUUGAUGACCAACGGCUGAGACCCGGAGUUGUUGCCACCUUAUCACCUGGAUCUUGUGUUACAUUUGGAGAUGAACAUUUGGCUGUGUUUCGCGUCUCAAAGUUCAAUAAUGUAGAAGCUGCAAGCAAUCCAGGUCCCUCUGAAGAUAAAGUAGAGACUGUCAUCCCUGAAGAAAUCCCUACUGAAAACAGUAAAACAAUAUGAGUUGAAAUAAAGUAAUAAACGGUGUCUUCGUAAGAUAUAUAUAGCAAGAAAUAGGUUUCAGUUGGGAAUAGAUCUGGAUCAAAUAAUCUGAAAAGAAGAUUUUACCAUAUUGCAUUCCACUUUGUAGAUUUAUUUAGACUUGAUCUUUUCCGCUC